Messenger RNA from Monoraphidium neglectum, 1596 nucleotides. RefSeq lists its product as hypothetical. The record is from RefSeq and is a predicted model, not a curated record. The transcript is spliced from 5 exons. The coding region runs from base 1 to 1596 and encodes 531 amino acids. NCBI's taxonomy places the organism in Eukaryota, Viridiplantae, Chlorophyta, Chlorophyceae, Sphaeropleales, Selenastraceae.
AUGCAGAUAAAGUUGAUUCUGAUAGCUGGCAUUUUUGACAUCAGCACUGCGCCAGCCCUGGACGACCCUAAUGCUCCGGCAGCAAUAGAGGCUAAGGGCCUGUCACGCCGCGCGGCAAACUACCCGCCGGUGCCAGAGCUAUCUUUCGCUCCCAUACAGCGCCUGCUGCCCCAUGCCGCCGAGUACUCUGAGGUGCACGCAGCCGUGGAUGACGCCGCAGUGGACGCGGGCGUUAUCAACAGCCUGCUGCAGGCAGAGGAGCCGGUGCAGCUGCAGGCGCUGCAGCAGCAGGCCCCACCGCCACGCGCUCCGCUGCGGCGACGCGCCACCGGCGCCCGCGCCGGCUUCCCCGGGCCGGCGCCCACCGCCGCUGCAGCCGCGGCGCGCGGCUCCGCCGCUGCCAUCGCCGCGAGCGAGAAGCGCGCCGUCCACGUCAGCGGCGGCGUCCUCUCCGCCUACUCCCUCGACCCCGCCACCGGCGUGCGAGACGCGACCCUUGCUCAGAUCCGCCUGCAAGACCUUUUCGCCCCCAUCGGCUCCUCAAACUGCCGAGACGGCGUGUACGACGCGAGUGCAGUCUACGACACGCGCGCGUCGCGGUUCUACGUCGCCGCGGCGUGCGGCGGCACGGGAUCUGCGCUGCUCGCCGUCUCGGCCACCUCGGAGCCUGCCAGCUACUGGUAUCUGUACAACCUCAAUGCGGACGGUGUCGGCACGGCGCUCGCGUGCGCGAGCGGCGAGGCCGCCCUCGCGGACUACCCCCGGCUCACCUUCAACGCAGACGCCCUCGCCGUCAGCGUCCGGACGUACUGCCCGUCGGCCGGCGGCGCCGCGGGCGCGCCCGGCGCCGGCGCGGCGCUGAUGGUGCUGCCGAAGGGGCCGGCUGCCAACGGAGAGACGCGGCUGGCGUACGCUCUGUUCACCUCGCACGAGGUCGCAGCGGCGGCGAGCGCGGCGGCGGCGGCAGCGGGCGGCGAGCGGGUGGCCGCAGGGAGCGUCCUGCAGUUGGAGCCGGCGGUGCCGCAGAGCGCGGCUGACGUGAAUGCUGACCACAUGUACUUCGUGGCUGAUCUGGCAACCCCCAAGGGCCAGCCGCGUCGCAGCUUUCUUCUGGUCUCCCUGAUCAACACGGGCGCCAUGUGGGGCUUCAACGGCACCGCCGGUAGCCCCGCUGCGCUGACGCCGUUCUUGGCCGCGGUGGUCGCAGACCGCGGUGCGCCUGUCACCCCACCUGCACCUGUCAAGACGAUGCUGCAGCCCGAGGGAGCGCCGGCGCUGCAGGCGGCCAGCCUGCCCUCUGGCAUCUGGAGCGGCCGGGUGGCUUGGGCAGGUGGCAAGGUCUACGUGGUAGAGGAGGCCUCCAGCGACGACGCAUCCCACAGCCCGACCCUUGCGUGGACCGUACUCCAGCCAACCCUGUCCGUCGCCGGCACAAGCGGCGACGCCUGCCUGGCGCCGCCAGCCUGGGGCCAAAGCUUUGACUUUGCGGUCAACAGGAGCGCCGAGUUUGGGGCGAGCACGCAGGUGGCUUGGGAGGGCUUUGUGAACAAGGCGGCAGAGGCGUCCAAGGUUGUCGACCAGGCAAGUGGCUGCUGA